Chinchilla lanigera (long-tailed chinchilla) is the source of this 2368-nucleotide messenger RNA. It is a transcript of the gene Naa60, whose product is annotated as N(alpha)-acetyltransferase 60, NatF catalytic subunit. The record is from RefSeq and is a predicted model, not a curated record. Gene Ontology annotation, molecular function: histone acetyltransferase activity; protein-N-terminal amino-acid acetyltransferase activity. The coding region runs from base 199 to 927 and encodes 242 amino acids. Gene Ontology annotation, biological process: N-terminal peptidyl-methionine acetylation. The transcript is spliced from 7 exons. Gene Ontology annotation, cellular component: Golgi membrane. Lineage: Eukaryota; Metazoa; Chordata; Mammalia; Rodentia; Chinchillidae.
UCCGGACUGUGCCGCCGGUGGGGCGCGGGAGGCGGAAGUGCAGUGGGCCACCGCCUCCGUCCCGGCUGCGGCCCCGGCCUGUUACAUAAGGCGUUUGGGACUGCGAGUAGUCUCGCGUCUCAGCUCCUUGCUCCCCCAGGAUGCACUGAGCCCCACGACGCCGCCCGUAGCCGCGGCCGGCUCCCGCCAGAGGUGUGAAUGACAGAGGUGGUGCCGUCCAGCGCCCUCAGCGAGGUCAGCCUGCGCCUCCUCUGCCACGAUGACAUAGACACCGUGAAGCACCUGUGCAGCGACUGGUUCCCCAUCGAGUACCCAGACUCAUGGUAUCGUGAUAUCACAUCCAACAAGAAGUUCUUCUCCCUUGCUGCCACCUAUAGAGGCGCCAUCGUGGGAAUGAUAGUAGCUGAAAUUAAGAGCAGGACCAAAAUACACAAAGAGGAUGGAGAUAUUCUAGCCUCCAACUUCUCUGUGGACACGCAGGUUGCGUACAUUCUCAGUCUGGGAGUAGUGAAGGAAUUCAGGAAGCACGGCAUAGGUUCCCUUUUACUUGAAAGUUUAAAGGAUCACAUAUCAACCACUGCCCAGGACCACUGCAAAGCCAUCUACCUGCAUGUCCUCACCACCAACAACACAGCGAUAAACUUCUAUGAAAACAGAGACUUUAGGCAGCAUCACUAUCUGCCUUAUUACUACUCCAUCCGAGGGGUCCUCAAAGAUGGCUUCACGUAUGUCCUCUACAUCAAUGGUGGCCACCCUCCCUGGACUAUCUUAGACUACAUCCAGCACCUGGGCUCAGCACUCGCCAGCCUGAGCCCCUGCUCCAUCCCGCACAGGAUCUACCGCCAGGCCCACAGCCUGCUCUGCAGCUUCUUGCCAUGGUCGGGGAUCUCCACCAAGGGUGGCAUCGAGUAUAGCCGCACCAUGUGAUGCCAGCGGGGCAGCCUCUACCAGGCCUCACACCUUACCACCUGCAGAGCCCACCUUCUUGUCCAUCUAACGUCUGCUGCUCUCCGAGAGGAGGUGGUAGCCACUUGCCAGCCUGUUGGCCUGCCUGCCCCAGCUGCAGGCCUGGUGCUACGUGGGCUCGGGAGCAGAGCAUGCAUCCAGUCUCCAACAGGCUCCUUGGCUCUACUCCUUGCUUCUGGAAACUUUGACCUCCACCUAGUGCCCAGGUCCUGCCUCCAGGCACUUGCGCUGGGCCUCUCCCAUUGCACUGGCCCCCUGUCAACUCCUUCCUGCAAAGCCAGACUGGAUUUUCUGCUCCAAAGAAGAAACUGUGGACACCGCUGAGCCUGAAGACAUAGGAACCUCAGAACAAUAGAAAGGAAUGCCAGGCCUUUUGUUGAGGACCAGCCUGAAGAAGCCUCCAUGAGAGGCUGGCAAGGGGUGCGCAGAGGAGGCAUAGCUCUACAUGAGAGCAUGGAGCUCCAGGGCUUAGCCUUUGGCACAGACCGACCAUGGGACAUUUUCCUGCUACUCAGUGGCCUGCCUCCUGCUACACAUUUCCCAUUCUGGGGGGAUCAUCUUGCCUCUUGGCUCAUGGCAUGCUCCAUGCAGCUGACCUGUGCUGGGAGCUGACCUGUAGAUGGGGCCCCUGGGGCCCUGCGGUGCCUGUCCCCUGUGAGCUGAAACUCCAGGCCUGGCCAGGUACAAGAGGAGGUCAAGUCCCACAUUGGGCAACUCUGCUGCCGUGCGCUAGUACGGCCUGGCUGUAGGGGCAGGAGACAGUCCAUGCUUGUGGCCCUUCAGCCUCCAAGAGCAAAGGCUAUGUUAACCUCAUAAAUCAUGCUUGCAGUGUGCAUUCAUCACACACUUCUAGUGUCCCUCAUCCUGGACCGCAGGCCACUUGCUGCUGUGUCCUGCCUAGCACUGCUGCACUGUCACAGGAAGCAGGGCAGAAUGUCCUUGCAGGCCCUUGCCAAGCAGCCUGAAGAAGAGGAGAGAGGAACAGCCCUGCAGAUGGGGCCUUGGUGACUGAGUGCUUUCUUCCAGGACCGGGCCUCCCUGUAGCCUCAAAGGGUCCUCAUGAUGCAGGCAGGCCCCAGCAGGAAGAAGGUCCCACUUCCGCAACGGUGUUGGCCAGCCGGUGGCCCGGAUUGUGCUGACUAGCAUCGGCUGUAUGCCAAGGCCCCAGAUCUGAGUCCUCUCUCCUCUCAAUCAACAGUGAUCAUCUGAUUCUAAUUUCUGUCCCAUGUGGUCAGGGAAGAGUCUUCCAGAAGGCUCCCCCUUGGACAUUUGUAAUCCAGCUCAGAGGCCUUGCCCCGCCUUACCCUCCCUCCUGCCCUCUAAUCAUGGCAGUGUCCAGCCCAUGUUGAAUAGAUGGUAGUGUUUUGUCUCAUUAUAAAUAAAUAGACUGUAACUGGUCUCA